AUGUCGGCGACUACACACUGGGAAGCCUUGUUAGCCUGGCUUCACCAGGAACAUGGCAUGAAAAUCGGCGAGAAUGAUCUGCGCGUCGAGUGUCGAUAUAGACCUGGCGUCGGUAACGGACUGUACGCGCUCAACGUCUGCCCACCCUCCACGACCCUGUUCACUGUCCCUGCGAGCGCGCUGCUGAAUAUCAAGACCUUGGUGAAGCGAUAUCCUCCUCGCACCCCUCCCUUGUCUGGCACGCAGUUGGUCACCCUGCAUCUAUUCUUACAUAGACCCGAGGGCAAUUCUGAAUCUAAAGAUCCUGCAUUUGGGCCAUACAUCUCCGUCUUGCCCAGGAAUUUCGACAGCCAUCCGCUGACAUGGCAAGUACGAAAUUCAUGCGCGGACUUACUGCAGCGCCUGCCUCCUUCGGUAUCGAAAGUACUGGAUAUAGUCGCUCGAAGGUUUCAAAUAGACUGGGAUACCGUCUUUGAGUACUUGCAAGAUCAUCCGCAUGUCAUAGACGCCUCUUCCAGAUCUGACCUUGACGCCUCUGUGAGCUUUACCAAGGACCCCACCACGGCGGAUGACUUCCUGUGGGCAUGGCUAAAUGUGAACACGCGAUGUGUUUAUCAACGUCUGAAGCCUACCGGCUCUGAUCCUGACAAUUUGACCUUGUGCCCGGUCUUUGACUUCGCCAACCACAGCCCAGAUCCACCCCAUUUGCUCCCUCUUCCAUCCAAUGCAGAGAUAUGGGGAACAGGGUCAAAACGGGGAGAGGCUUACGGCUUGCGGACGCCACCUGAUGCCAGCUUCGAGAAGGACCAGGAGUUAUUUAUCCAGUACGGUGCGCAUGCGAACAAGACUCUGUUCGCAGAAUAUGGCUUCGUCAACGCCAUGCCCGAGGGUCAUGUCUUGAAGGGCAUAAUUAGUGGUGAAGUCGACCUACAAGACGUACUAGAGGAGAUGUUGUUGGCGCGCGGUGCGGCGGGGCAGUGGAUAAAAAGUGCUCUGGAAGAAGAAGGAUACUGGGGGGACUGGACUGUACACUCGUCUCCGAAGCCCGCUCACCCAUCUUUCCGCUUGAUUAGCGCGUUGCGACUAUAUCACAGCGUUCAGGUACCCACAACAAGUAUACCACGCAAUCCAGACGAGGUACUAGACAGGUGGAGGGACACGUUGAUGGGCCGGCACGAUAGCAUAUCCCCAGAGAAUGAGCAGGCUUGGCGAGGGACAUUGCUCGACAUAUGCAGGAAGGUGAUUAGAAGAGCACGGAAAACCCUGGAGGAGAUGAAUAGCAGUAGACCAGAGCAGGACGCCGACGGGUGGCGGCAGUAUGCGCAGGACUGCAUCAAAACAUUGUGGCGGGAAGAGCUGGAAGUAGCAGAGGCUGUCAUCGUGAGUGUAGUGAAUGGAGAGGAAUUCUGGUAG
Molecule: messenger RNA, 1413 nt
Organism: Gloeophyllum trabeum ATCC 11539
Lineage: Eukaryota; Fungi; Basidiomycota; Agaricomycetes; Gloeophyllales; Gloeophyllaceae
Product: SET domain-containing protein
Exons: 6
Coding region: 1-1413 (470 amino acids)
Biological process (GO): peptidyl-lysine trimethylation; peptidyl-lysine monomethylation
Molecular function (GO): protein binding; protein-lysine N-methyltransferase activity
Source: RefSeq, a predicted model, not a curated record